UUCGCGAGCGUUUAAAUCCCGCCUUUAACCAAAGUCGAUCUGUUCCGUCUGUCGCGGAAACAAAAGAACUGACGCGAGUUUACGUUUGUUUUGCGAGAGGGAACGUAACUCACGCGGACCGUAAAUAAACAGCGUAGGGAAAGAAGGGUCUUCACUUACCUGAAACAGUGACAGUGGUGGAAAGAUACGUUGCUUCUAGAGUCCGUGACUACUUUCUGUUUUGUAUAAUUGUGUUAAUUGUGCACGAAACGAAAACGGACAGAAAGGCGAACGCGCCUAAUUGUUUGGUCGCGAGCGCGAGCGCGCGCGCGCGCGCGCGCGUGGUCCUUCUCGCGCGUAAAUGCACCACGAGGUUGCGACUCGUCGCGUGGCAGUAGUGUGUAUCCGCCCGCAAGACGUAACGCGAUAAUUUCCCUGAAGAGACUGUGCGACUCGAGGUACGCGGAGAAACAGCGUUACAGUGUAUUAGAGUGUUUUCUCGGGAGAAUUGUGGUUUCAUGGCCCGAUUAACGGUAACGUGUGUUCGCUGAUUGUCGGAAUGAACUCUGCAAGUGCAUCGAACAACUUGACAAGGGAGAACGUCUUACGCCACUAACGAAAGCGGAUUUCGAACCCGAAGGGCGGAACGAUGCCGAGUAUCGGUCCUGUGUAUUGUGAGAAGACACGUGACGCAUUUUUCUUCGACAAGCACAUGCUGGAAGGAUAAAGGACAACCUAUCGAGGACCUGUCUACCCAAGCACUUUCUUGAAAUUUCUCUCGACGAUGAAAAGGCCCUCGAACGGGGCCGCUCGUGCGCUGUGAGAAGUGCGCUGAGAGAAGAAUCGUUCGGCUUGGAACGAUCGAUCGCUGGCGAAGUAUAUUUGAACCGUGCUCGCAAACCACCGAUAGUAAAGCAUGGAAAACGGGGACGAGGUCCUUUCCACCCAGGUGAAAACGAACGCGUCCUCGUCCUCGAGUACGACACAGAGCCCGCGCACACCGCCGAAUUGCGCGCGAUGCCGCAACCACGGAUUAAAAAUACCCCUCAAGGGUCACAAAAGGUACUGUAAACAUCGUUACUGCAAGUGCGAGAAGUGUCAUCUCACCGCGGAAAGACAACGAGUGAUGGCGAGGCAAACCGCGAUGAGGAGAGCCCUGGCGCAGGACGAGGUGAAAGUCAGGGCGGCGGAAGAGCAGGUGGAUCCACCGCCAUUCGGGUUCGAAGCUGGUCGACUUUCCGCGGUCCCUCAGCCGGCUAGAAGUCUCGAGGGUAGCUACGACAGUAGCAGCGGGGACUCGCCUAUUAGUAAUCAUGGCAGCAACGGUGUACACUCUGGCCUCGGUGGUGUCAUCAGUAUUCCUACCUCCAGAAAAUUACCCUCGUUGCACCCUCAUACUGGAACCACGACCCACUUGCCGCAGUCGCAGUCCGGUGACAGUGUGGAGUUGUUACUGGAGUAUAGUACCAAGCUUCUGGAGCUCUUUCAGUAUUCUUGGGAAAUGCUGCCACUCAUGUACGUCAUUUUAAAGGAUACAGGAGCUAAUCUCGAAGAGGCUGUGAGGCGCAUCAUGGAAGCCAAUAACGACAUUCGCACGAUGCACUUCUGGAAAGCGCUCAGAAUGGUCCAAAGCAGUAGUCGGACGUACAAUUGCUGCUCGGCAUACCCUCCUUCUACAGGGGCGCCAACAUACGAGGGCCAAGUGCCCUGCAUAGGGGGUGCGCCACCGCCCGGUGCUGUCCACCUCAGGCCACUUCAACAUCCCCUAAAUUCUCAUUUACCGACCACUAGAGUGUCGUCAAAUCCUAACAGCCCUCCAGAACAUUCUACUACGUAGCCUCGAUCGAUUACCGUCCAGUCGGUGAAGUAAAGCGACUGGAAGAACAGGUCGAAUCCAAAGAGAAACGACGCCGUAUUAAAGCCAGAAGAGAGGACCGCGCAGUGCUGGCAACCAGUGGAGGGAGCUCCCUCUUCGGCGUUCUUCGUUCUGGUCAUCGUUCCCCGAGUGUUCAAAUCGGCGGUGCACCGCUCGGGUGGCACGAAAGGUCGAAAUUUGCGAUUAACCGGAACGUUGUGCUUCUUGGAAACAGCCUGGGGCUGUGUGCUCGGUUUCACGAGGUAAUUCCUCACCCGCUGGAGACUAGUACGAUUCUCAAACGGACCAACGAAAUACAUGGAAUGCACGAGACACCGAAACACCCUGAACGAUGUCCCGAGGGAAACAGUAGGGCAAGGGGUCGAAGAGAGGGUCUAAUUUCUAGCCCCAAAAUGAAGAAAGAAAAUCGUGAACGCUUUCUACUUCCCCAUGGAGGUUCCUCCAGAACUAACCCUAAUUCGCGGAACUGCGUCGAAUUGACCCCACUUAACCCUUUGGCCUUGCGACAACGAUUAAUACUCGUUGUAUGCAAUUGAAAUCGAGCAAGAAGAACACGAAUCGGGAAGAAAGUGCGCAAAGAACUCCAAACGUAACUAUAUCGCACGAGAUUUCAAGGAAAAUAGUAGGCCAGGGGGUUAAAGGGGGCGUAAUCGAGGGUUAUUAUUCUGGUCGGCCGGGAGAAGAAGAUCGCGAACGCCUGUGCAAUUGGUUCGUCAGGAGUUCACGGACGAUGCGCACCUCGGGCGUACUCUUGUCCCGCACGUCCUUCGGUUCGUUGAUCGAAUCUGCCGCUUUCAUUUCGUCUUUCUCGCCGAGAGAGAGAGACCGUCUCUUACCGACGGGGCUGUAUAUCGCUUCCCUUCUUUUUCUGUUAAAUAUUAUCAGACGUGUUACGGUGAAACGAGACACGUUUGCUCGCUGUACGAUUACGAAGAAUAACCGUAGCGGACCGGUUGCCGAAGUCCAGCCGUCCGUGAACGCGACGCGCACCGACAGACUCAUCCCGAUGAUCAAGUGUCGCCGCGUGCGGUAAACCUCGCAUGCACAACCGGCGCCGACUCCUCUGGCUUAGGUACUUUGUAAAUCGGUUGCCAUCGGCUCUGCUCGCGGUUUCGCUCGUUCGCGAGGUCCGUUCUCGUGUGAAACCCACUAAAGAACGUUGAAAACGGGGGGCCCCGGCUGUCCCUGCGAAGAACGCGAAUUUGAAUGCAAUCGCGUUAUCUAAAUACAUUAGACGUCACGUAAUGAAUCGGUUCCCUCGAUGGGUUCAUCGGGCUAGUGUGCGCCACGACUAAGCGAUCGAUGAAAAAAGGACGAUAGGGAACCGGCGGCCGAAGAUUCGAGCUUAAACGAGGGUAUUAAAAUGCCGACAGCUCGGGAAUUCCUUCGCGUACGUCGCCAAAGUUUAUCGAUGCGUGCACGAUGCAGGCGGACGCGUGGUAUCAUGAUUUUUCCUCUAGAGUGAACUGAGCACGCCAAAUUCGAUCUCCGAUCGACGAUUAACAAUCGUUUAAAGUAAGCAUUUAGCGCUCUUAGCGGAGCAAACACACCUAAGCGGGAUCAAUCCUUUUUGUAAAACUGUUCGCGAUUCGAGAAUCGCGAAGCGACCGUUUGCUUCGACCCUGAACAAUGUUCGGCUUGACGAGAUUAACAAGAACCUUGAAUAGGUAUUAAUGACACGAUCCAGUCGCCUGAGCCUAACUAAGGAAUGUCAUCUGAUAAUGUUUUGAAACGAAUAAGAGUAUGAAAGGACGUCGAAGCGGCUCACGGGAGCUUAUUUAACUUGUUGAGGUGUCUUUCGUUCCGACAUGAUGGGCUGUUGACGUUAAUGAUACGGUUUCUCACUGUACGGAAGCUGGGAAUGAGCAGGGCUGAUGGUUAAUGUCUAGUGUGCAGUGGAGGGUUUCAAUAUUACGAGUCACUAUCGAUAGUAAUGUCAGGUAGUCACCGCAAAGAUUCCUAAGAGACGUUAUAAAGAGGUAGGAGUCCAUAGAGGACAAGGAUUCCUUCGCUUGGAGAUGCAGAAAAACACGAAUGUCAAAAAUUCUGUAACCUCUGGAAACGAUUCUAUAAUUUUUUUUAAGAUUCUACACGUCCAAUUAUUCCAUACGUGAUUAACACGGUAAUUGUAUGAAUUUUGUUUGCCAUCUUGUAAACAAGUUUAACCUCGAAACUAAAAAUUUGUAUUAUCGCGUAAUAUCGUAGAAAAUGAAAUAAGUGAAUUACCUAUUCGUGUAACAUCACGUUUGAUAAGCGAAAAAUACCCAAUGGAACUGCAACUAGUAGCUGAUCCAGAAGAGUUCUCAGGAGGGGGCUACCAAAGAAUCACGAAAAGCCCGAAAUAUAAUAAAAAUAACAUUUUUGGUUUCAUUCCCAAGCUUUUCGUUUCAAAUACCUCUCGGUUGCGCUUCAUAGAAGAGUUCUAAAUCUUUUCUUUGCGAGCGCGGGAGUGAUAGUCAGACCCCCUUGGUUCGUCCUCGUAUCCGCCACUGGCUGGAAUCUGUAACCAUGGGCGUUGCGUAAUAGAAAACAAUAGCUGGUAGGUUCCCACGAAAGUGUGUUCGAUCCGAGUUGGAAUAAUCGAAGACUCGCGAGGCGGCGAUCUGCAUCGAUGGGUAGUACAUGCGCGCGAGCUCACAAUCAAGAAGUGGGGCGGAUGCGUCAGUUGCACAACGCGAUGCAAUAAAACGGCUGCUCAAAAACUGGUCGUUCCAUCUCGCGGCAAAUUAAUUUUCAAAUAAGAACACCGAGGGAGCUGUCUCUUCGAUAUGCUGUUUCAUUCUUUCGUUCUUUUUUCCUCCUCUCUCCCCUCGCCACACCGUUGGCUCCACCUGUUUUUUUCAACCGUAGCGUCCCCCACUCUCUACCGCCGCCGUGGCACGGCUACCUUUCGUUCUCUUCUCUCCUUACCCGCUUUUUUUCCCGUCACGAUCGUUUUCUUACCGCGGGAACACGUUCCGAGUUACAAUCUGAUGCGAUCCUCGAUUGGUUAUUACCGUACAGAGCUUAAUUGCCCGGCCAGUUUGAAAUAGAUUUGCAUUUCGGUAACGAGCAUGCGCGAGUCGAACAUUUAUCGUCCGCUGUUCGUCGGGCUUCCGGUGGCCAAUUUACGGGAACGAGACAUUACUUCGCGUAGCGAUGUCGGCGACUUUAUAUCUUGUUUGGCGAUUUUACGUCUUGUCUGCCGGGGGUGCUCGAUGGUCUGCAAUAAUUUGCGAACGUACGGCUCGAUCCGAAGACACAGAGAAUCGUGCCACUGUGGUUAUUUAUAUUAUUAUGAGAGAUUAAACUUUCCAAACCAAAGGUAAAUCAAUUUUCAGGAAACUUUAUCGCGAACGCUAUGAAAAUACUUUUCUGAGCUACUAUUCCAAUUAAUACUGUCCGAUUAAGAAGAAAAAAAUCAACGCGUUAUGAAAAAACUGAUUUAGUAUUUUGUUCAAAAAUGUUUUCGUUAAUUUUAUUCUGACCUUCCUGAAACAGCUUGAAACGUAGUCGUUUCCCAAGAAGAUUGGAGUGACAAUCCGCAAUAUGGCCCCUCGCAUGAGGCAUUUACGGUACACCCUGCUAUUUUGUUGCUCAACGUGGACUCUUGUACGUCUAAUAGCAUGUCAGGUGUUACGUUCGUAACAAAACACGGUGGUAAUGUUUGACGUAAACGGACGACGCUUCGCGAGAACGUUAAUGUCCGCCAGUUUGGUGCUUCCGGCUGUUCCGGCCGAACCAUCAAUUUUAGUAAAACCUCCGACUAUGUGAGAAACAUAGAAUGACAAAUGAAAGGUGUUCGAAUCGGUGCACGAUUGAGAAACGCACGGCGACCCAAGACAUUCGACCAAGUUGCGCCCGCGGGCCGGAAGUACGCUUUGCGAUCCCCGUUUCAACCUCACUCGUGAAUUUCACGCCAAUUUUCAAUCGAUACUUAUAUCGAACGUUAAGAAUUCUUUGUUAAUCUGCGAGCAUGUUUUAUCGAAUUGUUCAAAGGAAUGUAUUAUUUCAAUUUUCGAUCCAUGCAUGUGAGAUCCGAUUUAUAGUUUUAAUUUUCUUCAACGUUAAGUAAAGUGGAUCCAUAUAGGAUAUAAUCGAAUUUUUUGCAGGUUAUAUUGAGUACAAGAUUAGACAAAUCUACGGGCUGUGGUUAGGAGAUCAUAUGUGCAAUCUUUUAUUAAAUGAAAUUAUUAGAGGAAGAAUAACUGGGGUAGGUUUGUUUAACUUUGUAAUUAAUUUAAAUGUUGACAAAUUUGUUCCUGUCAUUAUCUGAUAUUGUGCUUUAUAAUAUUUGUUCAAAGGACUUAGAAAUAGUAGAGAAAAAUUAAAAUUGUAAAUCAGAUCUUACGAAAUAUAAAUGAAGUAUCCAGUAAAACAGAAUUUCCAUAAUUAAUCAUGCAAAAAUGUACGAAGUAACGUUAAAAGCGCUCAGUUUCAUCUCGGGGGGAAAACCGUGAUAUCAUUAAAUUUCAUUCUGUGCUUUAUUUCUUUCAGAGGGAUAUAGAAGCCACCUUUCUGAUUGUAACACGAAUUACGCUCCAUUGUUUAUCAAAGUUGAGGACUUAAUUUUGUGAUUGUUGUUGGAUUUCGCGUUCGGCUCGUUGACGAAUGCAGAAUACACGAAUAUAACGCUGGUAACGAUAAGAUGCGAAUUGUGAAUGUCAAUCAGACUGAUUCUCUGUACGUUUAUGCGAAACGCGCGUCUAGUUUUAGAAUUAAGGAAGCAUACGUGUGCGUUCUCGUAAGAGAGUUAGGUCAUUUUCGAUGAUCCAGCGAUUUCGUACCGAUCCACGUUCCUGCGUUUAGAUCGCGCGACAGGAUGUCAACGUUUAAUGCGUGAUAAAUCGUUUUGUGUUGCCGAAGAUAUCUUCGGAAACAUUUAGUAGUUCCUUAAGAAAUAAAAGUGACACGAUACUAGGGUAUAAGAAGUUUUUAAAGCUCGACUUGAUUCUGGCUGCGUAGACUAUGUUUUCCUUUUAUUUUGUUAAACAAGGUGGAGAGUUUUAGUUUUGUAAAUAGGCUACUUAAUUAAAAUUACCGAAGUCUAUUAACGCUUGUUUUCCGCACAUUUUGUGUUCUUUUUUUUUUCCUUGAUUUUCACCAUCGACGCUCUUAACACUUUCUUUUCGAAGCUGUAUGCGUUACUAUAUGUUGAUCACUCGAGCUGUGCACUUGGUUUUUCGAAAGUCUACAGUCUCGAUUUUUUAUUUCAAGUGCCACGAAGCUGAAAAGUGUAAUUUAAAAAUUCACAGUGACGUGUAUUAAAUGUUUAUAAAAAAAUGCCAUUUCGAUUGUUAUCAUUCUUGUUAAUUAAAGACUAACACUCUGCAGUCUCGGAGGCGAACAUUAUUUUGCUUGAAACGUUUCGAUAAUUAAUUUGAAAUAAGUUAAUGCUAGUAUUGGGGUCAAUUUUUUUAAUACUCGAUUAGUAUUUGAGAUAAAUAAUAAAAUAAUCUUAGAAACAGCAUGUACGCUGUUUUCGGUAGUUUCAGAAUUUUUCAGUAACUAACAACGAUUUAAAUGCAGGCUAGAAUUAAUAGCACCAUCGUCUCUGCUUAUAGAUCUCAAAAUAAGUAGAAACGUCCAGUAAUGACCAGACACGUCAGACGAGUCGUUCCCACUGUCCGAAUAGUUUUCAAAAUCAAUUAUCUCGAAACCGAGGCAUCAAAUUAAAAACUUUUAUUAGAUGUUUUCGAUUAAUUUUUUCGUAUAAAAUGACCAUAUCAACGCAUGUUACUGAACUCUAGAUACUGGAGAUCCCUCAAAUAGAAGAGUAGAAAUGUUUGAGAUAAAUUAAUGCUUCCUUCUGAGCCUGCAAGGUUUAUGGUCUUUAUUUUCACACUCGCAAGCCUUUCUAUUGAUGUAAUCAGGGUUCUCAGUCGUUGACAGUCGCUUUGAAACUUUUUGCCAAUUCAAUCACUGUUAAUAGAACAAUUUUCAAAGGCUCCGCGUGUUCGUCGCCGUAGAUCAUGGCGCACUGUCGCAACCGUGUGGCAGCGUGUCUAUUUUCUCGUGUGAAAUAUGCGUUCCCUGCAAUGGUUGUCGCUCGUUUAUGAACCGAAACGCCUACAUCGGCGAGUGCGCCCAAGACGAAACUCAUUUCGCAGGAUAGAGCAGUAAAAUCGUUGAUCUAUAUUCCACAAAGUUUUAAUUAGUCAUACUAUUUCGUACUUCGUAAUAUCUCAGAAAAUGUUUCACAAUUUGUUUCAAUCUUAAAUCGUUAAAUUUGUUGUAGAGAAAGAUUCAAUUUUCGAUAGGGUUAUCACGAGCUCAUGAUGAGAAUUAGUGCAGCGAUAAGUAAUAGUGUUACUAAAAAUACAUCUGUUGUUUCAUGGAAAGAAACUUUUCUUUUAUUAUUUGUUUAAAUAGACCUCCUUUAAAAUGAUUAAAACAUGUUUCAUAAAUAGUGUUCCAUUUCUUUUGACAAGUAUUACGUAUAUAGCUCGCACCAUGAUUUCGUGAACACCCUAUUUAUUUAUAUAUGUAAACUGUACUUGAUUAUAAAUUGAAUAAUAGAUGAUAAAAAUGACGAACCUACAAGCAGUUAUAUUUUUAUUUGUUAUGUUUCCAAUAUUAAAUUCCACAAUUCAAAGUAAAAUUUUUUAAUAAUUUUAUUUGUCUUUUAUUCGGUUAUAAGUUAAUAAUAUUUCAUGGAUUUGAAACUGGGAUUUCAACGAUGCAACAGUAAGUGUUCAAGUAGAAUAUCAAACGGCGCCGACAAACACUAUAGCAUAAAUAAAUCUUUUCUGUAAAAAUGACGACCAUAUAAAAAAAAAAGAGCAGACAAUUUUUCGACCACUGCGAAGAAUUCCGAUAGAUAUUCACCUCCUUCUUCAAUUUUUGUACUUAAUUAAUAAGCGUAAGUUUUAAAAACAAAAUUGUGUGAUAUUUUAAGCGCAGAGGCUUUUCCUAUUUCUUAUCAUCGAUCCUCGGAGAAAGUAAAGAGUAACCCCUCCACUAAUUAAUAAAAGAAUGCGAAUUUCACGAAACAGUAAGUCCAAAUGUUUUAGCUUUAACAAUUGUUUUUAUAUUUACGUAUGAAUUCGGUGCAAAAUGCGUGGUCCAGUACGUAUAGGAUCGAGUGAGCCUUAAGUAAUACCCCGUACUCCUUCCGACCAGUGUACUUGUAGGAUUGGGGAAAGAGAUUAGAGACGGCGUCACAAAUGUCACGAUGUGGUGGGUAUUCCCAUACGAGUGCCCUGAAGCGGCCAAUUAAUCCUGCUCCGACUGAAAACUAUAGUAAUACUGAUUGUGAGACGUAACCUUGUAUCACGUAUGGCCCUCGUGUAUAUUAGAAUAUUUAAACAAGGCAUUGUAACCGCGUCGAGUAUAAGACAACAAUAAAUGUCGAUUUGUUGUUUUACCAGAUUUCCUUUCACCCUUUCCCACUCUGUCCUCUGGUCUUCAUGUUUACUUGGAUGUAAACGACGACGCGUACGAAUGGAUGAACAUAACGAGGAUUUUACUACCCCGUAUUCGGUGACGGUUUCGUUUUUAUAGCUUGUAACGUCUCGCAUAAAAGUGGCCCGUACGAGUGGUCGAGAAAAAGUCUCACGGAUAACGAGAUAAAAACUGAAACCAAAAAAUGGGGGGGGGGAAGGAUUCCCUCUCCCGCAGGUUCGUCUACUUGCAGGGUCGUUAAGUGGUAGGGCCACGUGACCUUAAAAGUUGAAAGCGAAUGUUCCGCGGCUCACCUGAAACGGAUAAGGGUGAAGUGCGCUGUGAGCGGACGAUUUAAUGGACGAAUGUCGCGAUUUUCGAAAUUCGAAGUAUACAAGUAUUGUUGUUCAUGGAUUCAGUGUAUUCGACGUACUUUUAAUUGUUACUAUUAUAACGCCUUAAUAAAUAACGAUUCAAUCUA
This is a messenger RNA of Hylaeus volcanicus, 9698 nucleotides long. It is a transcript of the gene Dsx, whose product is annotated as protein doublesex-like. The coding region runs from base 896 to 1816 and encodes 306 amino acids. Gene Ontology annotation, biological process: regulation of transcription by RNA polymerase II; sex differentiation. Gene Ontology annotation, cellular component: nucleus. NCBI's taxonomy places the organism in Eukaryota, Metazoa, Arthropoda, Insecta, Hymenoptera, Colletidae. Gene Ontology annotation, molecular function: RNA polymerase II cis-regulatory region sequence-specific DNA binding; DNA-binding transcription factor activity, RNA polymerase II-specific. The transcript has 6 exons. The record is from RefSeq and is a predicted model, not a curated record.